Otolemur garnettii (small-eared galago) is the source of this 7479-nucleotide messenger RNA. It is a transcript of the gene ROBO1, whose product is annotated as roundabout guidance receptor 1. Gene Ontology annotation, cellular component: axon; plasma membrane. Bases 1002 to 5822 code for a protein of 1606 amino acids. NCBI's taxonomy places the organism in Eukaryota, Metazoa, Chordata, Mammalia, Primates, Galagidae. Gene Ontology annotation, biological process: Roundabout signaling pathway; axon guidance; axon midline choice point recognition. The transcript is spliced from 29 exons. Gene Ontology annotation, molecular function: protein binding; axon guidance receptor activity. The record is from RefSeq and is a predicted model, not a curated record.
AGCCAGAGAGGAGGCAGCGUGAGAGCAGAAACUUCAGACGCUGCCGAUCCCGGCGGGGCUUGGGUGAACCGCGGCGGCCGUCGCUCCCACUGGCAGCAGCAUCCUCCCUGCUCCUCUCCGCCACCCCGGGGAGGUCCGGAGCUGCCUCUCUACGGCUACCACGAGCCCAGGGGUGAGAGCAGCCACCCGCAGGAAGUUUGGUCUCCAGCGUAGUUUGGGGUGCCUCGCGCGUACGCGCCGGACUGUGAGGGGCCACGGACGAUGCUGGGCGCUGUGCGGGGCUGGGGGCGUCCGGAAAGCCUGCGUUUGUCCGCGGUCCUGCUGCUCUCCCCAGUACCCUCCUCAUCACCCAAGUGAUGGGAACAAGGGCCCGCCCAGGCAGUCGCUGUCGCCGCACCGCCCGCUCGCUGGCCCUCUGCUCUCGGAGUCACCCAGGCACACCCCCGGCACCCGGAGCUGGUCGUCCGGAGCUCCUGCUGCUACCUUGGCUGCCAUCAUCUUUGCUGCCGGUGGCCAGCUGCUGACUGGGCUCGUUUGGAGACUGAGAAGCACUUUUUGGCGCUCCCUAGUCCAUUCUCACACCCCAACUUUGCAGCCGCCGCGCCUGCCCUCGCAGCGGCGCUCGGGCGCGCAUUGUGGGGGCGCACGCCGGGAGGCUCAGCAAGACCGUGGAGGCAGGAAACGGCACCACCGUUCUUCUGCUUUAGCUCUUUGUUGUUCUCUUUGGAUGGUUCUUGCAAGUGUCUGAGCCUCCUCGGAAACCCUGGGGCCGGAGAAGACAAACCUUGGAAUUCUUCGUCGGCAAAGGACUCUGAGAUAUUGACAAGCAUCCGGAAAGGUGGACAAGUAAUUGCCCUGAAAACUCCUGGCGGAUUGACCCACGUUGCUUAUAUUAAGCCUUUGUGUGUAGUGUGUGUGGUGUGUGGCUUCAUAAAUUUGGGGACCCCAUUUCUACUCCCUCCUCUUGGCAUGAGACUGUAUGCAGGAUCUACCCGAGGACAAUGAUCGCGGAGCCUGCUCACUUUUACCUGUUUGGAUUGAUAUGUCUCUGUUCAGGCUCCCGCCUUCGUCAGGAAGAUUUUCCACCUCGUAUUGUUGAGCACCCUUCAGACCUAAUUGUCUCAAAAGGAGAACCUGCCACUUUGAACUGUAAAGCCGAAGGCCGCCCCACGCCCACGAUUGAAUGGUACAAAGGAGGGGAGAGAGUAGAGACGGACAAAGAUGACCCUCGCUCACACCGAAUGUUGCUGCCAAGUGGAUCUUUAUUUUUCUUACGUAUAGUACAUGGCCGGAAAAGUAGACCCGAUGAAGGAGUCUACGUCUGUGUAGCAAGGAAUUACCUGGGGGAGGCCGUGAGCCACAAUGCAUCGCUGGAGGUAGCUAUCCUACGGGACGACUUCAGACAAAAUCCUUCCGAUGUCAUGGUGGCAGUCGGGGAGCCCGCGGUAAUGGAAUGCCAGCCUCCGAGGGGCCACCCUGAGCCCACCAUCUCGUGGAAGAAAGACGGAUCUCCCCUGGAUGAUAAAGAUGAAAGAAUAACUAUACGAGGAGGAAAGCUCAUGAUUACUUACACCCGUAAAAGUGAUGCUGGCAAAUAUGUUUGUGUUGGUACCAACAUGGUUGGGGAACGUGAGAGUGAAGUAGCAGAACUCACUGUGUUAGAGAGACCAUCCUUUGUGAAGAGACCUAGUAACUUGGCAGUAACUGUGGAUGACAGUGCGGAGUUUAAGUGCGAGGCCCGAGGGGACCCUGUGCCUACAGUACGAUGGAGGAAGGAUGAUGGAGAGCUGCCCAAAGCCAGAUAUGAAAUCCGAGAUGAUCAUACUUUAAAAAUUCGGAAGGUUAUGGCUGGCGACAUGGGAUCAUAUACUUGUGUUGCAGAAAAUAUGGUUGGAAAAGCUGAAGCGUCUGCUACUCUGACUGUUCAAGUUGGGUCUGAACCUCCACAUUUUGUUGUGAAACCCCGUGACCAAGUCGUUGCCUUGGGACGAACUGUAACUUUUCAAUGUGAAGCAACUGGGAACCCACAACCAGCAAUUUUUUGGAGGAGAGAGGGAAGUCAGAACCUGCUUUUCUCCUAUCAGCCUCCGCAGUCGUCUAGUCGGUUUUCAGUCUCCCAGACUGGGGACCUCACUAUCACUAACGUCCAGCGGUCUGAUGUUGGUUAUUACAUCUGCCAGACCUUAAAUGUGGCUGGAAGUAUCAUCACAAAAGCAUAUUUGGAAGUUACAGAUGUGAUUGCAGAUCGGCCUCCCCCAGUUAUUCGGCAAGGUCCUGUGAAUCAGACUGUAGCAGUAGACGGGACUUUAGUUCUCAGCUGUGUGGCCACAGGCAGUCCACUGCCCACAAUUCUGUGGAGAAAGGAUGGAGUCCUUGUUUCAACCCAGGAUUCUCGGAUCAAACAGCUGGAGACCGGGGUGCUGCAGAUCCGAUAUGCGAAGCUGGGCGACACUGGUCGGUACACCUGCAUUGCAUCAACCCCCAGUGGUGAAGCGACAUGGAGCGCUUACAUUGAAGUCCAAGAAUUUGGAGUUCCAGUCCAACCUCCGAGACCCACUGACCCAAAUUUAAUCCCUAGUGCCCCCUCAAAACCUGAAGUCACAGACGUCAGCAGAAAUACAGUGAUGUUAUCGUGGCAACCAAAUUUGAAUUCAGGAGCAACUCCAACAUCUUAUAUUCUAGAAGCCUUCAGCCAUGCUUCCGGUAGCAGCUGGCAGACCGUUGCAGAGAAUGUGAAAACAGAAACAUUUGCCAUUAAAGGACUCAAACCUAAUGCAAUUUACCUCUUCCUGGUGAGAGCGGCUAAUGCAUAUGGAAUUAGUGAUCCAAGCCAAAUAUCAGAUCCAGUGAAAACACAAGAUGUGCCGCCAACAAGUCAGGGGGUGGACCACAAGCAGGUCCAGAGAGAACUGGGGAACGUUGUGCUGCACCUCCACAACCCGACCAUCCUUUCCUCCUCUUCAAUCGAAGUGCACUGGACAGUGGACCAACAAUCUCAGUAUAUUCAAGGAUAUAAGGUUCUCUACCGGCCAUCCGGAGCCACCUAUGGUGAAUCAGAGUGGUUAAUUUUUGAAGUGAGGACCCCAACCAAAAAUAGUGUGAUUAUCCCUGAUCUCAGAAAGGGAGUCAACUAUGAAAUUAAGGCUCGCCCUUUUUUUAAUGAAUUUCAAGGAGCAGAUAGUGAAAUCAAGUUUGCCAAAACUCUAGAAGAAGCACCCAGUGCCCCACCCCAAAGUGUAACUGUAUCAAAGAAUGAUGGAAAUGGAACUGCAAUUCUUGUUAGUUGGCAGCCACCUCCAGAAGACACUCAGAAUGGAAUGGUCCAAGAAUAUAAGGUUUGGUGUCUGGGUAAUGAAACACGAUACCAUAUAAAUAAGACGGUAGAUGGUUCCACCUUUUCUGUGAUCAUUCCCUCUCUUGUUCCUGGGAUCCGAUACAGUGUGGAAGUGGCAGCCAGCACAGGGGCCGGGCCGGGAGUGAAGAGUGACCCUCAGUUCAUCCAGUUAGAUUCUCAUGGAAAUCCAGUGUCACCUGAGGACCAAGUCAGCCUCGCCCAGCAGAUCUCAGAUGUCGUGAAGCAGCCAGCGUUCAUAGCAGGGAUUGGGGCAGCGUGUUGGAUAAUCCUCAUGGUCUUCAGCAUCUGGCUGUACCGACACCGGAAGAAGAGGAAUGGCCUCACGAGUACCUACGCGGGCAUCAGAAAAGUGACUUAUCAGAGAGGAGGAGAAGCUGUGAGCAGUGCAGGGAGGCCAGGACUUCUCAACAUCAGUGAGCCCGCCGCACAGCCGUGGUUGGCAGACACAUGGCCAAACACCGGCAACAGUCACAACGACUGCUCCAUCAACUGCUGCACCGCGGGCAACGGCAACAGCGACAGCAACCUGACCACCUACAGUCGCCCAGCUGAUUGUAUAGCAAAUUAUAACAACCAACUGGAUAACAAACAAACAAAUCUGAUGCUCCCUGAGUCAACUGUUUAUGGUGAUGUGGACCUUAGUAACAAAAUCAAUGAGAUGAAAACCUUCAAUAGCCCAAAUCUGAAGGAUGGGCGUUUUGUCAAUCCAUCAGGGCAGCCUACUCCUUACGCCACCACUCAGCUCAUCCAGUCGAACCUCAGCAACAACAUGAACAAUGGCAGUGGGGACUCCAGCGAGAAGCACUGGAAAACACCAGGACAGCAGAAACAAGAAGCGCCACCCAUUCAGUACAACAUCAUGGAGCAAAACAAACUGAACAAAGAUUAUCGAGCAAAUGACACAAUUCCUCCAACUAUCCCAUACAACCAGUCUUACGACCAGAAUACAGGAGGAUCCUACAAUAGUUCAGACCGGGGCAGUAGCACAUCUGGGAGUCAAGGGCACAAGAAAGGGGCACGAACACCCAAGGUACCAAAACAGGGCGGCAUGAACUGGGCCGACCUGCUUCCUCCUCCCCCAGCACAUCCGCCUCCCCAUAGCAAUAGUGAAGAGUACAGCCUUUCUGUAGAUGAAAGCUAUGACCAAGAAAUGCCAUGUCCAGUACCCCCAGCAAGGAUGUAUUUGCAACAAGAUGAAUUAGAAGAGGAGGAAGAUGAACGAGGCCCUACUCCCCCCGUGCGGGGGGCAGCUUCUUCUCCAGCUGCUGUGUCCUACAGCCAUCAGUCGACGGCCACUCUGACUCCCUCCCCACAGGAAGAGCUCCAGCCCAUGUUGCAGGACUGCCCCGAGGAGAUGGGCCACUUGCAGCACCAACCUGACAGGAGACGACAGCCUGUGAGUCCCCCCCCACCCCCACGGCCGAUUUCCCCGCCACAUACCUACGGCUACAUUUCGGGCCCCCUUGUCUCCGACAUGGAUACAGACGCCCCAGAAGAAGAAGAAGACGAGGCCGACAUGGAAGUGGCCAAGAUGCAAACCAGAAGGCUUUUGUUACGUGGGCUUGAGCAGACCCCUGCCUCGAGUGUCGGGGACCUCGAGAGCUCUGUCACGGGAUCCAUGAUCAAUGGCUGGGGCUCGGCCUCAGAGGAGGACAACAUUUCCAGCGGACGCUCCAGCGUUAGUUCCUCGGACGGCUCCUUUUUCACUGAUGCUGAUUUUGCCCAGGCAGUGGCGGCCGCAGCUGAGUAUGCCGGUCUCAAAGUGGCGCGGCGUCAGAUGCAGGACGCAGCCGGCCGCCGACAUUUUCAUGCAUCUCAGUGCCCCAGACCCACAAGUCCUGUGUCUACAGACAGCAACAUGAGUGCCGCUGUGAUGCAGAAAACCAGACCAGCCAAGAAACAAAAACACCAGCCAGGACAUCUGCGCAGAGAAGCCUACACAGAUGAUCUGCCACCUCCGCCAGUGCCACCGCCUGCCAUUAAGUCACCCACUGUUCAGUCCAAGGCACAGCUGGAGGUACGUCCUGUAAUGGUGCCAAAACUCCCUCCUGUAGAAGCAAGAACAGACAGAUCAUCAGACAGAAAAGGAGGCAGUUACAAGGGGAGAGAAGUAUUGGAUGGAAGACAAGUUGCUGAAAUGCGAACCAAUCCAGGUGAUCUCAGAGAAGCACAGGAACAGCAAAAUGAUGCGAAAGGACGAGGAAACAAGGCAGCGAAACGAGACCUUCCAUCAGCAAAGACUCAUCUCAUCCAAGAGGAUAUUCUACCUUACUGUAGACCUACUUUUCCGACAUCAAAUAAUCCCAGAGAUCCCAGUUCCUCAAGCUCAAUGUCAUCGAGAGGAUCAGGAAGCAGACAAAGAGAGCAAGCAAAUGUAGGUCGAAGAAAUAUUGCAGAAAUGCAAGUACUUGGAGGAUACGAGAGAGGAGAAGAUAAUAAUGAAGAAUUAGAGGAAACUGAAAGCUGAAGACAACCAGAGAGGUUCGAGAGGUCUAAUGUGAAAAUGAUUGGUCAAGACACCUCCUGCCUGAUGACACGUGACGCCAGAUAAGAUGUUCAGUGCAAUCAGAGUGUACAAAUUGUCGUUUUUAUUCCUCUUAUUGGGGUAGCAUUCUGAAAAUUUUAUCGGGUUUCUAUUGUUGCUGUUUGAUCUCUAACCCUACACAGAAGCUCCCUGCUGUCCUCGCUGUGGGAACAAACCAUUACACCUCACUUCCAGCGAGGAAAGUGUAUUGACUUCUUGCUGCAGUCACCAGCCAGCAGGAAAGAACAAGAGUUCUUUUGCAUUUUGCCCCUGAGAUAUGGCGUUGCACUGCUUAUUUGCCAAGCUAAUUCAUAGCAAAGUAUUGAUCAGAAAUACAAAGUUGAUUAUUCAACCUCAUGCCAAGGGCUCUGAAAGCAUCAUCUUUCUAUAACCAACUGCUAAUGCAAAUUAAAACAUAUUUCAUUUUAACAUGAUUUUAAAAUCAGUCUUUCGUGCUACCCUUUGCUGGGAGAAAACUAAAAAAAUAAAGCAAAUGCAAAACCACAAACAAUUUGAAUGGGGUAGACACAUUGUAAAUAUAUAUUCUUUGCAACCCCUGGUGGUACUUUAUUCUGUCUUCAUUUCAAUCACUGAAGUAUAUUCUUACUGGAAAUAUACUUUUGGAUGAGUAGGGCUAAGCCAGUUGGAUCUCUGGUUGUCUAGUCAUUGUCAUAAACACGCCUAAUAAAACUUUGUCUUAUUUUUCAAUCAAAAACAUAUAUAAAAACAUAUUGCAAACAAAUGGAUGUUUUUAAUGAUCAAUUGAGUAAGGACAUCCUGUCUUAACUGGCCUAAAUUCCUUCUGGUAGUGUCAGUUCAACUUUCAGAAGUGCCACUUAAGGAAAUUUGAUUUUUGCUUUUGUAAUGCACUGUUUUUAAUCUUUUUUUUUUUUUUUUUGGUUUUAAAAGCACAAUCACUAAACUUUAUUUGUAAACCAUUGUAACUAUUAACCUUUUUUGUCUUAUUGAAAAAAAAAUGUUGAGAAUCGUUUUUAACCUGUUUUGUUAAUGCUCUAUGUUUGUAUUUGGAAUAUUUGAAUGAUGACAGAUGGUGAAGUCAUGUGCAUACUUUAUCGUGGACCAUGAGCUCGAUGGUUCUUGCUUUCCCUGGACUUAAAGAAAAAAGGUUUAAGUUUGUUGUGGCCAAUGUCAAAACUCACAAAAUCUCCUCAGAAGCUCAAAUAGAGGCAUUACUUGCUUUGAAUUGCCAAACGAUGCCCUCGGACUGUAGAUUUUUAUGAUCCUUUUUUGUCGUCAUAUAAAUUUCUUUGACUUAAUGAUGGGUGCUAUUUGAAGAAAAAAAUGUACAUUUAUUCAUAACCAGGUAUCAGGCCUGACCCCACUGGAAAACAAAGCCAAACAAAACUGAACCGCAAAAAAAGGCUGGUGUUUGCCAAAAAUUCAAUGUGUUCAUUUAGAUAAAUCGAGAAGUUCCAUAGAAAGGGUGUGCAGUGCUAAGGGAACAAUCCAUGUGAGUAAUGUUUUCAUUAUGUUCAUGUAAGAAGCCUCUUAUUUUUAGCCAUAAUUUUGCAUACUGAAAAUCCAAUAAUCAGAAAAGUAAUUUUGUCACAUUAUUUAUUAAAAAUGUUCUCAAAUACAU